Messenger RNA from Cyprinodon tularosa, 7125 nucleotides. RefSeq names its product talin-1-like. NCBI's taxonomy places the organism in Eukaryota, Metazoa, Chordata, Actinopteri, Cyprinodontiformes, Cyprinodontidae. Gene Ontology annotation, biological process: platelet aggregation. Gene Ontology annotation, cellular component: plasma membrane; focal adhesion; ruffle. The record is from RefSeq and is a predicted model, not a curated record. The annotation marks the transcript as partial. The transcript is spliced from 46 exons. Gene Ontology annotation, molecular function: structural constituent of cytoskeleton; actin filament binding; integrin binding.
GUGGAGGACUUCCGUCCUCCUAAGAAGUCCACCGUCCUGCAGCAGCAGUUCAACAAGAUGGGCAAGGUGGAGACCGGCUCGGUUGCCCUGCCAGCCAUCAUGCGCUCUGGAGCCGGAGGUCCAGAGAGUUUCCAGAUGGGUUCCAUGCCCCAAGCCAAGCAGCACAUCACCAGCGGCCAGAUGCACAGGGGACACAUGCCUCCUCUGACGUCGGCACAGCAGGCCCUAACUGGAACCAUCAACUCCAGCAUGCAGGCCGUGCAGGCGGCCCAGGCCUCCCUGGAUGACUUUGAUACUCUGCCUCCGUUAGGAACAGAUCCUGCAUCCCAAGCCUGGCGCAAAAACAAGAUGGACGAGUCCAAGCAUGAGAUCCAUUCCCAGGUGGAUGCCAUCACAGCAGGCACAGCCUCCAUGGUCAACCUCACUGCAGGAGAUCCAGCUGAGACGGACUAUACGGCGGUGGGCUGUGCCGUCACCACCAUCUCCUCCAACCUGACGGAGAUGUCUAAAGGUGUGAAGCUCCUGGCAGCCCUCAUGGAGGAUGAAGGUGGAAACGGGCAGCAGCUGCUGGGUGCAGCCAAGAACCUGGCCGGCGCCGUUUCUGACAUGCUGAAGACGGCGCAGCCGGCUAAUACAGAGCCUCGUCAGAACCUGCUGCAGGCUGCAGGAAACGUUGGUCAGGCCAGUGGAGAGCUGCUGUCCCACAUCGGAGAGACGGACACAGAUCCACAGUUCCAGCUUCGGGGAGGAGGAUCUUACAGGGAUGCCAGAUGGAGAACUCCCACUGAAGUUCAGGACAUGUUGAUGCAGCUGGCCAAAGCCGUGGCGAACGCCGCAGCGGCGCUGGUGCUGAAAGCCAAGAACGUGGCCCAGAAGACGGAGGACUCGGCCCAGCAGAACCGCGUCAUCGCAGCGGCCACGCAGUGCGCCCUGUCCACGUCCCAGCUGGUCGCCUGCACCAGGGUGGUGGCUCCAACCAUCAGCUCCCCGGUCUGCCAGGAGCAGCUGAUCGAGGCUGGGAAGCUGGUGGCCAAGUCGGUGGAAGGCUGCGUGGAGGCGUCACAGAUGGCCACCAAUGAGGAGGGUCUGCUGAAGCAGGUGGGCCAGGCGGCCACGGGCGUCACCCAGGCGCUCAACGAGCUGCUGCAGCACAUCAAGCAGUACGCCAGCGGCGGCCAGCCCAUCGGGCGCCACGGAGAGGCCACCGACUGCAUUCUGGACGUCACUGAGAAGAUCUUCAACGCCAUGGGGAACGCAGGGGAGAUGGUGCGCCAGGCUCGUAUCCUCGCCCAGGCCACGUCUGAUCUGGUCAAUGCCAUCAAGAUGGACGCAGAGGGAGAGUCUGACCUGGAGAAUUCCCGCAAGCUUCUCUCCGCCGCCAAACUCCUGGCUGACGCCACCGCUAAGAUGGUGGAGGCCGCUAAGGGUGCGGCCGCCAACCCCGACAGCGAGGAGCAACAGCAGAAACUGCGAGAAGCUGCAGAAGGUCUGCGCAUGGCCACCAACGCCGCGGCGCAGAAUGCCAUAAAGAAGCGGCUCAUCAACAACCUGGAGAAUGCAGCCAAGCAGGCGGCAGCGGCCGCCACUCAGACCAUCGCUGCCGCCCAGCACGCCGCCUCCAGCAACAAGAACCAGGCUGCACAGCAGCAGCUGGUGCAGAGCUGCAAGGUGGCGGCAGAGCAGAUCCCUCAGCUGGUCCAAGGAGUCCGAGGCAGCCAGUCUCAGCCGGACAGCCCCAGCGCUCAGCUCGCCCUCAUCGGCGCCAGCCAGAACUUCCUGCAGCCGGGGGCUAAGAUGGUCACAGCGUGCAAAGCCACAGUUCCCACCAUCAACGACCAGGCGUCCGCCAUGCAGCUCAGCCAGUGCGCCAAGAACCUGGCCAGCGCCCUGGCAGAGCUCCGCACCGCCUCGCAGAAGGCGCAGGACGCGUGUGGUCAGCUGGAGAUCGACAACGCUCUGAACAUGGUCAGAGGCCUGGAGAAGGACAUCCAGGAGGCCAAGGCUUCUGCUCAAGCAGGCAAACUCAAGCCGCUGCCAGGAGAGACGCUGGAUAAAUGUUCGCAAGAACUGGGCACCAGCACCAAGGCCGUCACCUCCGGGAUCGCACAGCUGCUGAGCGAGGCCACCCAGGGAGAUGAGAACUACAUAGGCAUGUCGGCCAGAGAUAUAGCCCAGACCCUGAAGACCCUGGCCUCAGCGGCCAGAGGAGUCGCCGCCUCCACAGAGGACCCUGCAACACGCAGCGCUGUGCUGGACUGCGCUAGUGAUGUCAUGGACAAAUCGGCCAAUCUGAUGGAAGAAACCAAGAGGGCGAUUGCUAACCCGGGAGACCCGGAGAGUCAGCAGAGGCUGGCGCAGGUGGCCAAGGCCGUGUCCCAGGCUCUGAACAGAUGUGUGAACUCCCUACCCGGCCAGAGGGACGUGGACAACGCCAUCCGCUCCUUGGGCGAAGCCAGCAGAUCCCUACUGGCCAAUUCUUUCCCGUCCAGCGGACAAAGUUUCCAGGAAAUCCAGUCUCAGCUGAACGAGGUGGCGGCUGGCCUGAACCAGUCGGCCAACGAGGUGGUGCAGGCAUCCAGAGGGACCACCCAGGACCUGGCCAGGGCCACCAGCAAGUUUGGACAAGACUUCAGCAACUUCCUGGAGGCCGGCGUUGAUAUGGCAGGAACCUCUCAGUCCAAAGAGGACCAGACCCAGGUGGUGUCCAACCUGAAGACCAUUUCCAUGUCAUCAAGCAAACUGCUGCUGGCAGCCAAGGCCCUGUCCACUGACCCCAGCUCCCCCAACCUGAAGAACCAGCUGGCAGCAGCAGCUCGGGCGGUCACAGACAGCAUCAACCAGCUCAUCACCAUGUGCACCCAGCAGGCCCCGGGUCAGAAGGAGUGUGACAAUGCUCUCAGGGAGCUGGAGUCAGUCAAAGGGAUGCUGGCCAAUCCAACCGAGGCGGUUAAUGAGCAGUCCUUCUUCGAGUGCAUCGACAGCGUCAUGGAGAACUCCAAGGUUCUGGGCGAGUCCAUGGCAGGUAUUUCUCACAAUGCCAAGAACUCCAACCUUCCAGAGUUCGGGGAUUCUGUCAGCGCCGGAUCCAAAGCGCUGUGCGGUCUGACUGAAGCUGCUGCUCAGGCGGCGUACCUGGUGGGAGUUUCGGACCCUACCAGCGUAGCGGGUCAGAAAGGUCUGGUGGAUCCCACUCAGUUUGCCCGGGCUAACCAGGCUAUCCAGAUGGCCUGUCAGAACCUGGUGGAUCCGGCCUGCACUCAGUCUCAGGUGCUGUCUGCAGCGACCAUCGUAGCCAAACACACCUCGGCGCUUUGCAACGCCUGCCGCCUGGCCUCCUCCAAGACCGCCAACCCCGUCGCCAAGAGGCAGUUUGUCCAGUCAGCCAAGGAGGUGGCCAACACCACCGCCAACCUGGUCAAGUCCAUCAAGGCCUUAGAUGGAGCCUUUAACCAGGAGAACCGGGAGAAGUGCAGGGCUGCUACUGGACCUCUGAUAGAAGCUGUGGACAACCUGACCGCCUUCGCCUCAAACCCAGAGUUUGCCAGCAUCCCGGCCCAGAUCAGCCCCGAGGGCCACGCAGCCAUGGAGCCCAUUUUAACCGCAGCCCAGAUGAUGCUGGAGAGCUCCACAGGCCUGAUCCAGACCGCCCGCUCCCUGGCAGUCAACCCUAAAGACCCCCCCAAGUGGUCUGUGUUGGCGGGCCACUCCAGAACCGUGUCCGACUCCAUUAAGAAGCUGAUCACCAACAUGAGAGAAAAGGCUCCUGGUCAGAGAGAAUGUGACGAUGCCAUAGAGGUUCUGAACGGCUGCAUCCGUGAAGUGGACCAGGCGUCUCUGGCUGCCAUCAGCCAGCAGCUAACCCCCCGGGAUGACAUCUCCAUGGAGACCCUCCAUGAGCAGAUGGCCGUCUCUGUCCAUGAGAUCAGUAACCUGAUUGACCCUGUUGCCGUGGCAGCUCGAUCCGAGGCCUCCCAGCUUGGACACAAGGUCUCUCAGAUGGCCACCUACUUUGAGCCCCUGAUCAUGGCUGCCAUCGGCACAGCCUCCAAGAUCCUGAGCAGCCAGCAGCAGAUGGCCGUCCUGGACCAGACCAAGACUCUGGCAGAGUCGGCUCUGCAGAUGCUCUACACGGCAAAGGAGGCUGGAGGAAACCCCAAGGCGGCUCACAUGCAGGGCGCUCUGGAGGAUUCGGUCCAGAUGAUGAAGGAAGCUGUAGACGACCUGGGCGCCACGCUGGCCGAAGCCGCCGGCGCUGCUGGUGCCGUGGGCGGCAUGGUCGAUUCCAUCAACGACGCCAUCAAUAAGAUGGAAGACGGGCCGGCAGACGAGCCGGAGGGCACCUUCGUGGAUUAUCAGACCACCAUGGUGAAGACGGCCAAGGCCAUCGCCGUUACAGUUCAGGAGAUGGUGACCAAGUCCAACACCAACCCAGAUGACCUCGGGGGGCUGGCCAACCAGCUGACCAAUAACUUUGGGAAUCUGGCAGAUGAGGCCAAAUAUGCGGCCCUCACUGCAGAGAACGACGAGAUCGGUUCUCACAUCAAGAAGCAGGUGGGCGAGCUGGGCUUCACCUGCACCGGGCUGGUGACCAAGGCCGGCGCCCUGCAGUGCAGCCCCAGCGACUCCUUCAUCAAGAAAGAGCUGAUUGAAAGCGCCCGCAAAGUUUCAGAGAAGGUGUCUCAUGUGCUGGCGUCCCUUCAAGCUGGUAACCGUGGCACCCAGGCGUGCAUAACGGCUGCCAGCGCCGUCUCUGGGAUCAUCGCCGACCUGGACACCACCAUCAUGUUUGCUACGGCGGGUACUCUGAACCGAGAGAACGCCGAGACGUUUGCUGACCACAGAGAGUGCAUCCUGAAGACGGCCAAGGCGCUGGUGGAGGACACCAAGCUGCUGGUCUCUGGCGCUGGAGCCAGUCAGGAGAAACUGGCUCAGGCUGCCCAGUCAUCAGUUUCCACCAUAACCAAACUGGCUGAUGUGGUCAAACUGGGAGCAGCCAGUCUAGGUUCAGAAGACCCUGAGACUCAGGUGGUCUUGAUCAAUGCAGUGAAGGACGUGGCCAAAGCUCUGGGUAACCUGAUUAGCGCCACCAAGGCGGCGGCCGGUAAACCUCACGACGACCCCAGCAUGCUGCAGCUGAAGAGCUCUGCUAAGGUGAUGGUGACCAACGUGACGUCCCUGCUGAAGACGGUGAAGGCGGUGGAGGACGAGGCCACCAAGGGAACCAGAGCUCUAGAAGCGACGAUCGAACACAUCAAGCAGGAGCUGACUGUGUUCUGCAGCUCCGAUCCGCCACCGAAGACCACCACGCCGGAGGAGUUCAUCCGUAUGACAAAGGGGAUCACCGUGGCAACAGCUAAGGCCGUGGCUGCUGGGAACUCCUGUCGCCAGGAGGACAUCAUCGCCACCGCUAACCUCAGCAGAAGAGCUAUUGCUGACAUGUUGCACUCCUGCAAGGAAGCUGCCUACCACCCAGAGGUCAGCAAGGACGUCCAGAUGCGCGCUCUACGCUAUGGCAACGAGUGUGCCUCUGGCUAUCUGGGACUGCUGGAACACGUCCUGCUGAUUAUCCAGAAGCCCACUCAUGACCUGAAGCAGCAGCUCGCCAACUUCUCCAAGCGGGUGGCCGGCAGCGUGACGGAGCUGAUCCAGGCAGCCGAGGCCAUGAAGGGCACGGAGUGGGUGGACCCCGAGGACCCCACUGUCAUCGCAGAGAACGAGCUGCUGGGAGCCGCGGCCGCCAUCGAAGCAGCUGCCAAGAAACUGGAGCAGCUGAGGCCGAGGACCAAACCCAAGGAGGCGGAUGAGAGUCUGAACUUUGAGGAGCAGAUUCUGGAGGCGGCCAAGUCCAUCGCAGCUGCUACCAGUGCUCUGGUGAAAGCAGCUUCAGCAGCUCAGAGGGAGCUGGUUGCUCAAGGGAAGGUGGGAGCAAUCCCAGCCAAUGCCGUGGAUGAUGGACAGUGGUCUCAGGGCCUGAUUUCCGCUGCCCGGAUGGUGGCGGCGGCCACCAACAACCUGUGCGAAGCGGCCAACUCGGCGGUGCAGGGACACGCCAGCGAGGAGAAGCUCAUCUCUUCAGCCAAGCAGGUGGCGGCCUCCACCGCUCAGCUGCUGGUGGCCUGUAAGGUCAAGGCGGACCAGGACUCUCAGACCAUGAAGAGGCUGCAGACUGCUGGAAACGCUGUGAAGAGAGCCUCUGACAACCUGGUGAAAGCAGCGCAGAAAGCAGCGUUCGAUGCCCAGGAUGACCAGGCAGUGGUGGUGAAGAGCAAGAUGGUGGGCGGCAUCGCUCAGAUCAUCGCUGCUCAGGAGGAGAUGCUGCGGAAGGAGAAGGAGCUGGAGGAGGCCCGCAACAGGCUGGCCAUGAUCCGGAAGCAGCAGUACAAGUUCCUCCCAUCGGAGCUGAGGGAGGACGGCCAGGAGCAGUGAGAGCGCGGCGGCCUCCCAUAGCCCCCAGGAUGGAACAUCAUGUUUGCUUCCAUGCAUCUAUGCAAAGUUUUUAAUCAGAUUUUUAUAUGUUUUGAUAUUUUAUAUAAAUAUAUUUCUGCCUCUUCUGUCUGAACGCGUCCAAAGAGUCCCGCUGACAGAACUUCCUGCUAGUUUCUCCUUUUCAGUAUUUUUUUUACUGUACAAAACUAAACUAUGAGAUAAAUGUCAGGAUUUUAUGGUUUAGGUGAAAAAAACCGACUGUUUUAAUCGGACCAGCUGAGAAUCAGUAUUUUAAAAGAAUAAAAUGUGUUGAACAGAUGUGAUCUAUGUAGAUCAGGACUGGAUGGAGCGCCUGGUUGAUCUGGAAGCCAUAUAUCUACGAUUCAGACCCGCCGGGGAUCGAUCCACUCCACCAGAACACAAGCACAGCCGGCCGGCGGUCUGAGCUCACUGAUGCUGUUCAAACUUUUUUACAACUUCCUGCUUCAAAGAUGGCCGCCCUUCCUGUCCAAGUAUUGGUGUCUGAAGCUGUUUUAUUAUUAAUGUAUAAUGAUGAAUCUCUGCUCAAUAAUGUGGUUUGGUUUCCUUAAACGCUCCGUGCAGGAAACCGUCAUUCAAACUGUUUCUGUGGACCAGGUUCUGACCCGUUCUGUCCCGGUCAGACAGAUUCCUGCACAUUAAAGCCUAUUUUCACUGAAA